AUGGGAGAAACACGUGACAGGGAGGGUGGGGAGCCGGAGGCGGAGGAAGAGUCGGAGCAGGCGAGUAGCGAGGGGGGGGAGUCUGACGAGUGCGAGGAGGGCGUGAAGGACAAGGCAGCGACGCGACGGCGGAGAUCAGCCGCGGGUACCGCGUCCCGGAGGAGCGGGACAGCGAAGAGAUUAAAGGCGGAGGCAGAGAGGGGGAGCGGGAGUAAGGCAUCCAAGGAGGAGUUGGAGAUUAAGUACGGGUUCAGCGACGAGGAGAUCGUCGCGGCGCGAUCCGCAUUGAUGGAAUGGUACGACGCGAAUAAACGUGAGCUGCCGUGGCGAGCGGCCGCAGGGAGCGACAAAGCGGAGCAGAUGGAGGAGGGGCGCAACGACGGCAGGGAGGCACAGGAGGCGCAAGGGGAGGAAAGGGGGGAGCGGGAGGAGCGGGAGGAGCGGGAGGAGCGGGAGGAGCGGAGGGCGUACGGCGUGUGGGUGAGCGAGGUGAUGCUGCAGCAGACGCGCGUGAGCGUGGUGGAGCCCUACUUCCGCCGCUGGAUGGCGCGCUGGCCCUCCCUCCCCCUCCUCGCUGCAGCCUCCCUCGAGGAGGUGAACAGCAUGUGGGCCGGGCUGGGCUACUACCGCCGCGCCAAGUACCUGCUGCAGGUUCCCUCCCCACUUGCCCAUGCAUCACGUCACACGCGCCAUGCACUGCCCUGCAUAGCCGCGCACAUCCCUGAACCCAUCCUGUUUGUUCCCUCCGUGCCAUGGCGCUGGGCUACAAGCGCCUGCACAUCCCUCGCUGCACUCCCCCUUCGUUUCCCCACACUCCUUGUGUCUCUCGCCCCUCUCACGCUUCCUCCUCCUGUUCUCUCUGUCGCCCUCCAACACAGCAGCAACAGCAUCGCAGCUGCAGCAGCAGCCGUGAGCUCAUCCCCCAUCGUCUCUCUCUCUCCUCUCCCACUCGUCCCCCGGACGCUCCCCAUGGGCCCCUGGCAGGGGGCGCGGCACAUAGAGCAGCGGCACGGGGGGCGCAUGCCGCGCACAGCCAGGGAGCUGCAGGCCGUGCCGGGCAUCGGCCCCUACACCGCCGCUGCUGUCGCCUCCAUCGCCUUCCGCCAGGGCGCUGUUGGAUCCCAUCCCAGUGAUGAAAGCCGCGAGACACAUGGGCACAGCAUGUUCAAGCAUGCCUGUGGCCGGGUGGAGGUUGUGGGGUCAGGGACAGUAAUGGCAGCGGGUGAGCUCCCGUAUCUGCACCACCAUCUCAUCUCGUGCAUCCCCUCCUCACACCCGCUCUGCUCUUCCCCACCCCUCCCUCACGUGCCAGCAUGCAACCACUCGUCCCUCCCCACUCCCCCCUCUCCCCAGCCAGUGGCAGUGGUGGAUGGCAAUGUGACGCGCAUCAUAUCACACCUGAGAGCCCCAGUGGCAGCGGUGGAUGGCAAUGUGAUGCGCAUCAUGGCGCGCCUCAGAGCUGUGCCGCUGCCCAUGCAUGAGAGCGCCGCCACCUCGCUCUUCUCCCACCUCGCCUCCCAACUGCUGCACCGCGCCCGCCCUGGGGACUUCAACCAGGCGCUGAUGGACCUGGGCUCCCUUGUGUGCUCCCCCUCCUCCCCCUCCUGCUCCGCCUGCCCCCUCUCGCCCCACUGCCGCGCCCUCUCACUGCAGCAGCAGGGGGCACGCAGAGGGGAGGGGGGCGAGGGCAGAGAGGGCGAGGGGGCAGUGAGAGUGACGGACUUCCCUGUGCGCAAGGCCAAGGCACCACCCAGGGAGGAGUGGGUGGCCGUGUGUGUCGUGGAGAGGAGGGGUGCGGGGGCGCCAGCACCGGCAGCAUCGCAAGCAUCAGAGUUCCUUGUGGUGCAGCGGCCACCUACCGGACUGCUGGCAGGGCUGUGGGAGUUCCCCUCUCUGGUUGUGGCCUCGGGCACAGGGAAGCCAUCAGACGUGCAAAGGAGGCGAGCUGUCAAGCAGCUGCUGGACCAAAUGCUUCCCUUUGUGACUAUAGAGGGGUCUGGACAGCUCAGCUCGGAGGGGAGAACGCUGCAGGAGGGGAAGAAUGAGGUGGCAGGGAGCAAGUGGCGUGUGAUAGAGAAGCAGGAUGUGGGCGAGACGUUGCAUGUCUUCUCCCACAUACACCAGCAUAUGCUAAUCGAGAAAAUUGUGAUUGUAGAAGGAGAGAAGGCAGGAGAUCCGGUAGUCUGGGAGUGCAACACAGGAAACGCAGUGGCCAGAUCGAGAGGGAAGCUAGCUGGUUGCCUGGAGAAUAAUGAGGAUGCCUGCUUACUACCAGUCCAUCAGCAAUGGUGCUGGCGCAGUGAGACGGAAAUUGAAAAAAUGGGUCUGUCGAGUGGUGUCAGAAAGGUGUGGGAUGUUACUUUUCUUCCUCGCCUCGCCACUAUCCACUCCAUUCGAUUCCCUCGUCGUCCCUCCCCUCUGUGUGCUCCCAGCACACCAAGGAGCAGUGUGACUGGCUCCUGCCAAGCCGCGUCCUCUCCUUUCCACUCGCGUCGGCUGUCCGCGUCGAUUACCAGUCAUUCGCCGUUAUUCGCGCACUCCGCCAUGGCGCCCAGUUUCGGCCGACCCUGGUUCGCCAUUUUCAACACGAAUCCCGUGCAGGUCAAGGAAGAGAAGCCGCCCAUGCCGCCGUCGAUUGACUUUCAGCCGUCGAUUCGCGUGAGUCAAUUCGGCGGGAAGAGCCAGCGGCAGCUCGCAGGCGUCUCCAGCAGCCCGCUCGUGCAGGACCACGUCGCCGCCGUCGCAAUGCGCGCCCGCCUCGAGAUGCGCAAGGGAUUGCCGCAGAGCACCGUGCGCCUUCUCGAUCCACCGACGAUGUCGCUGUCAAGCGCCGCCCCCCGAACCAGUCUUCCGCCGGCGGCUUCCGCCACACUAACCCCCCCGCUCAGCGCCAACACUGAAGCCGCUUCCGGAAGAUCGAGCGCCACCAGUCAAAAUUCUUCCGCCGUCCCGCCGGAACCUGUUGGGAUGAGAAAACAUCCUUCCGCCUACCCUCCGCCGCUAACAAUCCCCCCGCUCGCGCCAAGCCCCUCCGCACCCAUCACCCCCCACGGCACGUCCGCCAUGCAGCCGCCCCACACGCCUGGAUUGACGACAGCAGCUCGGGCAACCGCAAUCGCGCCAAUGACGGCGGAAUCAGAUCUGGUGGCGGCGCCGCUUAAGGUGGCGGCGCAGUGGAGCCGAGAGGAGUGGCUGCUUGUGGUGCGCGCUGUGGAAGCCGGCGCGACAAGGUGCCUGAACUGCCCGAAGCAGUCCGAUUCCAUGGCCGCCGCAACACACGGCGCCAUCCAUCUCAUCCAAAGCCUUAAAACGACAACUGCCGCGUCGACGCCAGGGGUGAAUCCGACAACGAAACCAGGCUCGGCGAAAGGCUCGGGGUCCGGUCUGGAGCAGUUCUCAAGCCCUGCCGCUCCCCCGGCAGGCGUGCCGAAAGUGGAAAUCCCUGCGUCACCUUCGCAGCGCAAUCUGUUUCACACCACGUCAUCAGGGUCAUCUGAUGACACCACAUUCGUCGAUGAUUCCGCCACGCUGGCGAGCCGCACCUCCACUGGCUCCGCGUCGACUUCCGACGACGACUACACCGUCAGCGCCGCGACGCGAUACGGCAGCUACAGCAGUUUCAACAACAGCGGCAACAAGAGCGCAGCGAGCGCUCAAGCGCCUUCCACGUUCAUGCUUCCGAGCCCCUCCGGUUGCCCUCGCACGCCUUUCUCGCAUCUCAUGCCACCGCCGCCGGCGAACCAGCAAGCCGUCACUUCCCGCGGCUUGCCGGCUGGCAGCAUGAUCUUGCCCAGCCGAGCCGACGCGUCGGAGGAGCUCCCCGCGUGUCCGUUCCUCGGCCACUCCGCGCGCUACAGCAGCUACGAGACAAAAGACGCCAGCCGCGGUACCGAGCCUCCCUCCCCGGCGGCAGUCGCGCGAACGAUGCCGUUCGGCGCCAUGCCGACACGCCGCAGCGCCGACGCGUCUCUCCCAGUGCGAUCCGCGACGGCGGGCUCGGUAAGCGCAGCCGGGGCGAGCGGGAGCCGCAGCAUGGGGAUGAGCGCGAGCGGCGUGCAGGUGGACGCGAUGAAUCGCAAACUGCUGACGGUGAUCACCAAGACGCAUGAAAUCUUCUCGCGCGACCUCACUCCCAACGGCUCGCAGGUCGCCGAUUACCUGCUCUCGCAGCUGCUCGAGCUGACGCAGUCCGAGUCGGGCUUCAUCGCGAGCGCGCUGAAGCGCGCCGAUGGGUCGCUGUACCUCAAGACGCACUCCAUCACCAACCUCGCGUGGAACCGCGAGCUGCGCGCGUGGUACGCGGAGAACGCGCCGAAAGGGCUCGUGUUCGGCAAUCUCAAGACCAUCUUCGGCCGCGUCGUGACGUCCGCUGAUGUUGUUAUCAGCAACGACGUGCCCAACGAUCCGCGCGCGUCGGGACAAGGCGUGCCGCCCGGGCACCCAGUGAUGCGGAGCUUCCUGGGCGUGCCCUUGUUUUCCGGGCCGGAUCUGGUGGGCAUUUACGCGGUGUCGAACCGCGAGGGGGGCUAUAACGAGGGGCUGCUGAUGAGCAUCCAGCCCGUGACUAAGACGGUGGCGCAGGUGGUGGUGGGCGUGCAGCAGCGGCGCAAGAAGUGGGAGGCGGAGGAGCGACUCAACGACAUGCUCGAGGCAACGCAGCAUGCAAUGGUGGCGGUGUCAGCGGACGGCAAGCUCACGUGCGCCAACCGGGCGGCACGCACGCUCUUUGCACUCGAGAGCAGCAGUGAGGGCGACGGCGAUGGGACAGGUGGCAAGCUGCCAUCGGGGCUGAAGCUGGCGGACGUGCUGGUCAGCAUAGAUGGCGAUGAGGGCUACAUGCAGCACGGCCUGGAUGCCUUCGCCGAGGAGUCGCUUUAUGAGUGGCCGGCACAAGGGCGGCAACAACGGCAACACGACGAAGAAGCAGCAGGCAGCAUGGCCUUGAGAAUCACUGUGGCGCGAGGCUCCUCCAGUGAUGUGAAAUUCGUGGUCACUGCAAGGGAGGCUGCUGCGGGGCAUGCAAAGCACGCAGCAGAGGAGGCUGAUGGUGGUAGAAGCGGUUUUGAGCAUGGCCAUGAGGGGAAUGAGGUAAAGCAUGUGAAUGGGGACCAGCAGCACUUUUACAUUAAUAACUUUAAGGUGGAUGGAGAUACGCCAGAUAAGGUGUUGAAGGAAAAUCAGAUUACUAGUUAUCUCUACUCUCCAUUGGCUCAUCGGACCAUGUCUUACUCCAUGGCUCGACUAUCUGUCGCUCUGUUUGCCACCGCCAUUCUCGCAUGCGUCUCCGCUACAGUGGUUGGCGGCGAACGCGAAAUUGAGACCCUCACAUCAGAAGUACGACUUGCGUCGGAGGAUCCACGGUAUUACGAGGAAAGAAUCGCUGUUGCAUCUGCGGACCUGAUCGCCCGUCGAAAGCUGAAGUCGUCCAAGAGCAGCAAGAGCGACAAGAGCAGCAAAAGCGACAAGAGCAGCAAAAGCGACAAGAGCGACAAGAGCAGCAAAAGCGACAAGAGCGACAAGAAGAGCAAAAGCAGCAAGAGCGUCAAGAGCGAUGAGAGCAGCAAGAGCGGGAAGAGCAGCGGAAAGUCUAGCAGCGGGAGCGGAAAGCCUCGAAACUGCAAGAAGUGCCGCUUGGGUGUGACGGCAGCGGCAGGGGCGGAAAAGCGCAAGUCGGGCGUGUGGACGACGAAUCCCGUGGACAAGUGCUGGUGGUCCUUGGACUGGAAGACCAACCGCCAGGAGCUCGGCAAUUGCGCGCCGGGUUUCGCCAAGGGCACGACGGGCGGAAAGGGCGGAAAGCUGUACAUCGUGACGACGGAGGCGGACGACCCUGUGAGCCCAAAGGAGGGCAUGCUGCGACACGCCAUCAUCCAGGAGGAGCCGCUGUGGAUCGUGUUUGAGCGCGACAUGGUGUUCGACAAGCUCAAGGCGGAGAUGAUGGUCGCCAGCGAUAAGACCAUCGACGCGCGCGGCCGCGCCGUCGUCAUUGAGAACGGCCCGUGCGUCCGCGUGGAGCGGGCCAACAACGUCAUCAUCGAGUCUGUCAUCUUCCGCAACUGCACCAUGCGCAGCGGCACGAUCAAGGUGCGGUCUGCGAGGGGCGUGGAGGUGAAGGAUUGGCGCGACGGAAACGCGGUGGAGGUCUGGGGGUCUACCAAGGUUUGGAUCGACCACUGCGGCUUCGAAAAGGCGCUCGACACGCAGGUCAACAUCGUUGUCGGCUCGACGAGCGUGGCGGUUACCAACAACUAUUUCGUGAACCAGGACGAGGUGAUUCUCAUGAGCAACGACGACUCGGCGACGGAAGACGCUAACAUGCGCGUCACGGUCGGGCUCAACGUGUUUGGACCCAACUGCAACCAGCGCAUGCCGCGCGGCCGGCACGGGCAGUUCCACGUGGUGAACAACUACUAUCCGAACGGCUGGGGUAUCUACGCCAUCGGCGGCUCCGCUAACGCACGCUUCCGCAGCGAGGCGAACUAUUUCGUCGCGGGGGAUGUGAAGGAGGUGACGAAGCGGCAGGACACGCACGGGUGGGAGGCGAAGCAGAUUAGCGACAAGUCGUGGACCAAGAUCAAGGUGUCGAGUGCGGGCUGGCAGAACUGGCCGUGGCAGUCCAUCGGAGACCACUUCGAGAACGGCGCCUUCUUUACCGAGUCCGGCAGCAAUGUCUUCGAGCCGCCCUACGUCUUUAAUGCCGUCCCCGCUAAGGACGUCCCCAAGGCCACCGACAGAGCCGGGCCGCUGUUCCGGCGGUAUCAGAAGCAGGUGUGA
This is a messenger RNA of Closterium sp. Yama58-4, 6774 nucleotides long. Lineage: Eukaryota; Viridiplantae; Streptophyta; Zygnematophyceae; Desmidiales; Closteriaceae. The record is from the annotation of a GenBank genome assembly.